AUGUCGGAUGAGGCCACGCCGGCUGCGAGUACCCGUCUGGCUACCUAUAGCAGCUCGGGGAGAUCACGAUCCAAGGACACCAGAUCCAUCUUUCAAUCAAUCUUUCACAAAUUCGUAAAGACCGGCAAGCGGUUUGGCUUCGUGCCGAACAGCAAGUCCUUCAACAUCAAAUCAUUACUGAACUUUUCGACGGCAGACUCCACUUGGCCCCGGUCGUCAAGCCCAGAACGGCCCUCGAUGUUGGUACCGGGCCAGGAUUAUGGGCUUUGGAAUACGGCAAGUUCCUUUCGAACGUUUGACGCGGUUGACACUAAUCUUGGUUUCUUUGCUUUCUCUUUAGCCAAGAACAAUCCAAACUGCGCCGUCAUGGGUAUUGAUAUCGAAAAAGUACGCCCGCCGUACUCAGUUCCCAACUGCCAGUUCAAGUUGAUGGACGUCACGGCCGACUGGACGAUCGACAAGCAUUUCGACUACAUCCAUGUCCGCAUGCUCGGUGAUAUCGUGGACAAGGAGAAGCUCAUCCAGUCCAUCUACGACCACCUGAACCCUGGGGGCUGGGUCGAGUUUAGCGAGUGGAUCGCCAUCCUUCACUCCCCGAACCAUUCCCUGGACGGCAGCGCGACCCAGAAAUGGAACGCCCUCCUCGAUCAGGGUCUCCGGAACAUGGGACGCAAUAUCGGAUACGUCAAUGAAUAUCCGUCACUGUUGGAGAAGGCCGGCUUUGAGAGACUGAAACUGACCAAGCAUGCCGCACCCACGAACGCGUGCUAUCCGGGCAAGAAGUGCCAGAGGUUCGGCGCCAUGAUGGCGAACAACUGGAAUGCCAUCAUUGAGCCUCUCACCAUUCCCAUCUUCACCAUUGGCCUCGGCUGGCCAGAGAGUGAGGUCCACGUGCUGGUGAAGAAAGUCCGCAAGGAGAUUCCAGACCCCCACUACCAUUCAUUCAUGACAAUGAUGACCGUGUACUGCCGAAAGCCACGCCUCGGCGCUUCGUCGUCCGCCUCGCUGGCAAGCUCAUCGAGAUCGGCGCAAGCGUCGGCGUCACAAGCGUCUUUCUCCAAUUUCAGUUCACAGAGUUAG
Molecule: messenger RNA, 1080 nt
Organism: Colletotrichum graminicola M1.001
Lineage: Eukaryota; Fungi; Ascomycota; Sordariomycetes; Glomerellales; Glomerellaceae
Product: TAM domain methyltransferase
Exons: 5
Coding region: 1-1080 (359 amino acids)
Molecular function (GO): methyltransferase activity
Source: RefSeq, a predicted model, not a curated record